UAAGAAUAAUGAAUGCAAUAUAGGGAAAUUUCAGAGCUUCGUUUUGUCACGUAGUGCUAGAAUGUUUAGUAUGUUUACUAACGGUUGUGUAGUAUAACCUAUAUAGAUAUUUGUUUACAUCCUUCAUCAGCCACAAGCCAGUGGAAGACAGGCAUACUUAAUCAUGUUUUACCACAUUUCGUUAGAACAUGAAAUUUUGUUACAUCCUCGAUACUUCGGUCCUCAAUUACUCGAUACUGUAAAGCAAAAACUCUAUACAGAGGUGGAAGGCACUUGUACAGGAAAAUAUGGCUUUGUCGUAGCCGUCACAACAAUUGAUAAUAUUGGAGCUGGUAUUAUACAACCAGGACAAGGUUUUGUAGUAUAUCCAGUCAAGUAUAAAGCAAUAGUAUUCAGGCCAUUCAAAGGUGAAGUGCUAGACGCAAUCGUAACUCAAGUGAAUAAGGUUGGAAUGUUUGCUGAAAUAGGUCCACUUUCAUGCUUUAUAUCUCAUCACUCAAUACCAGAGGAUAUGCAGUUCUGUCCAAAUGUGAAUCCAGCCUGUUACAAAUCAAAAGAAGAAGACGUAGUUAUUCAGGCAGAUGACGAAAUUAGAUUGAAAAUUGUAGGUACAAGAGUUGAUGCCACAGGAAUUUUUGCUAUUGGCACGUUAAUGGAUGAUUACUUAGGUCUUGUAUGCAAUUAGCAUGGCUACAAUCCGUGUCUCGUUUAAAAAUAUUUAUUAAGAUUAUUUGAAUAGAUUUUAUAAAAUAGAAAAUAUAGAACUUUUAAUUACCUUCAAACAUACAUAGGCAAAGAA
This is a messenger RNA of Cyphomyrmex costatus, 799 nucleotides long. It is a transcript of the gene Rpb7, whose product is annotated as DNA-directed RNA polymerase II subunit RPB7. Gene Ontology annotation, molecular function: single-stranded RNA binding; translation initiation factor binding; single-stranded DNA binding. The transcript has 8 exons. The coding region runs from base 164 to 685 and encodes 173 amino acids. Lineage: Eukaryota; Metazoa; Arthropoda; Insecta; Hymenoptera; Formicidae. The record is from RefSeq and is a predicted model, not a curated record. Gene Ontology annotation, biological process: positive regulation of nuclear-transcribed mRNA poly(A) tail shortening; nuclear-transcribed mRNA catabolic process; DNA-templated transcription. Gene Ontology annotation, cellular component: P-body; RNA polymerase II, core complex.